Messenger RNA from Penaeus monodon (black tiger shrimp), 505 nucleotides. RefSeq lists its product as uncharacterized. The record is from RefSeq and is a predicted model, not a curated record. The transcript is spliced from 2 exons. NCBI's taxonomy places the organism in Eukaryota, Metazoa, Arthropoda, Malacostraca, Decapoda, Penaeidae. Bases 54 to 410 code for a protein of 118 amino acids.
AAGGAGGCACCGGGAAUGAAUGCUCAGAGUGCAGCUUCCAACUGAAGUUCAAGAUGGCUCGUAACGUGAUCUCCCUCCUCGUGACUCUGUGUCUCGUGGCAGCAGUUGCUGGACACAGCACGUAUGGCAUUGGCGGACACAGACCUGUUGUUCACGGCAGUGGAGUGCUCGGUGGUGUCCACGGAGGUGUUCACGGCGGUGUCCACGGAGGUAGUGUUCAUGGCCUAGGACUCGUAGGCUCUGGCAUCCACGGCGCUGGAUCCUUCAACACCGCUCAUUACCCUGGAAUUGUGCCUGGUUACAGCUUCUACGACCAAAGACCCGUACUCGGAUACAACAACUGCAAGUACUGGUGCAAGAGUAAUUAUACCAACAAGUACUACUGCUGCCAACGACCUUACCAAGGAUAGACUCAGAAGUCUUCACAGAAAAAUACUUAUUUGUUGAUUGUUUGUUAUACAUCAUAGAUUAUUUACUAAAAAAUAAAUAAAACGUAGCGUCACGA